UAGCGGGCGCUGGGCGGGGCAGAUGCGCGGGGGGGUUUAUAUUUGUCUUGGCGGUAGAGUGAAAGUGGUUCUGAGCAAGUCACCAGGUGUUGAGAAAGGGGCUUGGGAAUGGCGUUUAUGUCUCUGAAGGCACGGUCCCACAACCCGGUUCAAAGCCACACGGGAGAAUGUAAAACCACUGCACCAAAGUUUCUUGCUUUUUUAUCCGGUCCGUCGCCACUCAGUUCGACAUAUUUGACAGAUUGAACUUGCAUCGUGUAAGUGGAAAUGGCAUAUCAUCUUUGAAGAGUGUAUAGUGCAGCAAAGCAGGAGAAGUGUGGGCAGCAUGUUCAUCUAACAGCGUAUUGCUGGUUUAUGAUUGUUCAUCUGCAGUGUCUAUAGAAAAAAGUAAAAAUCCUGUGUUUUGGGAAAUGUGCUGUGAUUUAAAAAGGAGGUUUUUGCUCCUCUAUGCAACACAAAAGGGGCAGGCAAAAGCCAUAGCUGAGGAAAUAUGGCAGCAAGCAGGUACCCAUGGACUUGAAGCUGAUAUGCACUGUAUAAGUGAAAUGGAUAAGUAUAACCUGGAAACAGAAAAGGAUCCUGUGGUUAUUGUUAUUUCCACUACUGGUACUGGAGACCCACCAGACACUGCCCGCAAGUUUGUAAAGAAAAUUCAAGACUCAACCUUGCCACCUGAUCAUUUCGCACAUCUCCAGUAUGGAUUGCUAGGUCUGGGAGAUUCAGAGUACAUGUUCUUUUGUAAUGGUGGAAAGACAGUAGACCGACGACUUCAAGAACUUGGUGCCCAGCACUUCUAUGACACAGGAUUAGCAGAUGAUUGUGUAGGUUUGGAAUUAGUGGUUGAUCCUUGGAUUGAUGGACUUUGGCUUGCUCUCAAGGAAGCAUUGCUACUGCAGAAAGAAAAAGAAGGCAUGAACAAUGUUGUCGAUGCUGUUACUAGCUCUCUCUCUCUAGCUCCACAUGUUGUGCAUGAACUGAACUUAAACUCUGAAGUACAGAACUUGAAGCUAGAAGAUGAGGGAGCGAAGAGUUCUGAUGUUCUGUCACAGAAAGUGGAUGACAUUAAUCUUGUGACUCCAGCUAGAAACACCGAACCUUCACUUGUUAAUUCCAUCCCUCCUCUCUCCCAGUCUGCUCUUAAUAUUCCUGCCCUGCCACCAGAAUACAUAGAGGUGCAGUUUCAAGGCACCCAUGGUGAGAAUCCACAUCUGUCCUCACUUAUCUCGGAGGAAACAACCUUUGAAGUGCCAGUUACAAAAGCAGUUCAGCUCACUAGAGAAGAUGCAAUAAAAACUGCUUUGCUCUUAGAACUUGAUAUUUCAGUAAGUUAGUGAUGGCUUUUUCUUUAGUGGGUGAAAAUAAAGGGUGGAAAGCAUGUGUGUUAUAUAUAAUAACUGUAGGGAAAAU
Pipra filicauda (Wire-tailed manakin) is the source of this 1407-nucleotide messenger RNA. RefSeq names its product 5-methyltetrahydrofolate-homocysteine methyltransferase reductase (gene MTRR). The transcript is spliced from 7 exons. Lineage: Eukaryota; Metazoa; Chordata; Aves; Passeriformes; Pipridae. Gene Ontology annotation, cellular component: cytosol. Gene Ontology annotation, molecular function: flavin adenine dinucleotide binding; FMN binding; [methionine synthase] reductase (NADPH) activity. The record is from RefSeq and is a predicted model, not a curated record. Gene Ontology annotation, biological process: homocysteine metabolic process. The coding region runs from base 411 to 1331 and encodes 306 amino acids.